Molecule: messenger RNA, 2339 nt
Organism: Podospora pseudopauciseta
Lineage: Eukaryota; Fungi; Ascomycota; Sordariomycetes; Sordariales; Podosporaceae
Gene: TGL2
Product: lipase 2
Exons: 4
Coding region: 571-1662 (363 amino acids)
Biological process (GO): lipid metabolic process
Molecular function (GO): triacylglycerol lipase activity
Source: RefSeq, a predicted model, not a curated record
GAGUUACAUAGUUGUCGUCUGUUGGUGGUUGAUCUGCGCUAGAAGCUGCAGUGUAGAACCAACAUCCAUAUCUAGCGUCGUCCCUAUUGGGAAUAAAGCCAACAUUGAACAGGCAGCCCUGGCUGGAUGUUGGGCGAAGUUGCGUCACAAGGUGAAGAGGGUUUUGAUAACAAAGAAAGGCUGUUGUUGAAACAAGCGCACGUACCCCCACAGUGCCAAGAUACGUUACACCUAUUCGCGACUCGCACUGUGCCAGCUAUUGGUCAUUGUAAGCGCCGGCUCUCAGUGUUACACCUAUGACGUUGAUUUGAAGAAUUCCACGAGAAACAGCAUCCUUCGCCUCCUGGGACAUCACCAACAGCAACAGAUACCCUUCUUCAGACGACACGUCUUCCCCUUUGUUCAGAGAAGUGCCAGACGCCGUGCAUCUACUCCACCAGGUCGCACGUGGGAUUCGACGUCAAUUACACUCACAUUACGACACCCACAAUUUGAGGCAUCAGGGUUCAACGGCCACCACCACCACCACCGUGCCGCACAGUCUUUAAGCUUUGGGCUUGGCUUGGGCUUAUGCCAAUGUCUUCCCUCGUCUGCAGGUCCCCAUCGGUCAUCUCGACAUCUUUGCUCACCCUCCCCUUGCUCAGACUAGCCGCGCCUGCCCGGUUAGUCCAGCCGUGCGCCCAAAGACAACCACAACCACAACAAGCACGGCAAGCCUCUGGCCCUGUCGCCGUUAGGCGCUUCUCCGCGUCUCUUACCCUUAGCCGCAAGGUUGCGCCCACGGAGGCUGCCCAUAUCAAUGAGGUUCGGAAGACGAUAGCCGAUGAGUUCGCCCUCAUCAAAGAUGCUUACCAGUCACCCAAACACCCGGUAGUCCUAGCACAUGGGCUGCUAGGGUUUGCUGAAUUAAAACUCGCAGGGUCCUACUUGCCAAGCAUUCAUUACUGGAGAGGGAUACAGGAGGCCCUAACGGCCCAAGGGGCUGAGGUUAUCACCGCCUCCGUCCCUCCCAGCGGCUCUAUCGAGAAGCGCGCCGCCAAGCUGGCUCAGGAUAUCGAGGCUCAGGCACAGGGCAAGAGUGUGAAUGUGGUGGCGCACAGCAUGGGAGGACUUGAUGCCCGCUACAUGAUCUCGCAGCUCCGGCCAAAAGGGGUCGACGUCAAGUCUCUUGUCACAAUCGGCACACCUCAUCACGGGAGUGCCUUUGCUGAUUACUUGAUUGACGAACUUGGGCCCGACUACCUGCCUCAGGUUUACAAAGCCUGGGAGCGCGUUACCGGUUGGGAGCCAAGUGCUUUUUCCCAGCUGACGCAGAAGUAUAUGGCGGAGCACUUCAACCCAGCAACCUCUGAUGACCCAAACGUCCAGUACUUUUCGUACGGUGCCAUGGUGAACGGAAAGCCUCCAUUGCUGAGCAUGUUCAGGAUAUCUCACAAGCUGAUUGAGGAACGGGAAGGUCCAAACGAUGGACUUGUCAGCGUAGAAAGCAGUCAGUGGGGUACCUACAAAGGAACGCUCACAGGCGUUAACCACCUGGACCUGAUCAACUGGACCAACAGGAUUCGGUCUAAUCUUCAGAAGCUGAUGGGUCACCCACCUUCGUUCAACGCGGUGGCUUUCUAUCUUGGCAUUGGAGAUAUGCUGGCAAAGGAAGGGUUGUAAGUGCCAGAGGGCAUGAUGCAAUGACGCUUGAAUCACCAGCCUCUAGGUAUAACGAGUUGGACACGUAAUUUCGGUAAAGGCUUUGGGGCAUACAAUCACGAGCGAAUGAAGAAUCUAUAUCAUGGGCAGUCUGUAGGUGAGCACCUUAUGGUAUCCCUUGUUUACGAUAUCAUUCUAAUGAUGAAUGCAUAGAAGCGAUAUCACCACGAAUCUAAUAUCGUUCCACCAUCUCAACUUUAUUCACAGUAAAUAAGCGUGGCAAAACCGGAUGUUUGGGGCGUUUUCCUGAACCAAGACCAUUUGCCGAGGCAGUUCAUGGACAUCAAGGGAAUCACUUUAUAGGUGCCGGUUCGGAGGGUGAGCUGGUUACAAGCUUCACAUGCCUUACGACAACAGCGUUGGUUCCAGGUUUACCACGGCAACUGCUGUCAAGAAAUCAGCGUGUGUAGCAUGGCAAGUGAUUAUCCGGCUCCGUCUGCCCAAAGGCUAGCACGUGUUCGCUGUCUUUUCUGUGGGAAACUGCUGAAACGUGCAAGUGUGCGUUGGCAGAUGCUGUCUACCAUAUCGACGAGGCCGAUGAUAGUGGUCGACGAUUAUAACGGUGGGUAGGUAUGCUCUGAUGUCUCUCAAUCAUGAAACGAGACAGGCAUGUAGUAGGUCUUUUGACACUCUCGGGG